Molecule: messenger RNA, 1872 nt
Organism: Oldenlandia corymbosa var. corymbosa
Lineage: Eukaryota; Viridiplantae; Streptophyta; Magnoliopsida; Gentianales; Rubiaceae
Source: the annotation of a GenBank genome assembly
CAAUACCGUGAGCGCCCCUGAACAAAAACCGCCACCGAAACGUUUAAAAAAAUAGGAAAAAUCGAUCAAUUCCUUAUCCAAAAACCUAAACCCGGUCCAAACGGAAUUUGACCGGGCCGUUUGUACAUUACCAAUUUUGCAAUAUAUAGAAGUUUCCAGCAGGCUCAUUUCCGAUCGAUCAUCUUCCUCACUCCACUGAACAGUGUGUUGACUUUCUACUAUCUGAUCAGCUUUCAUCGGCGAUUCAUUAUUGUUGUUCUUAUUAAGAAUCUAAGGUUUUGAGAAUGGCGAUGCGAUCUGUGGUUUCACGCGGUGGACUUGGUCGUUUGAUGGAGGGAAAUGGGAUGCGGUCGUCGACAAUCUCCGGCCUCCGCUACUUCAGCGACGAUAAGGGGCGCGUUCUGAGUGAAGAAGAGCGUGCUAAGGAGAACGUUUACAUCCAGAAAUGGGAGAGGGAGAGAUUGGAGAAGCAGAAGCUUAAGGCCGAGAAGGAAAAAGCCGAACACGAUAAAUCUGAUAAGGUUAUUAUUACUUCUUCAGAUUUUCAUUUCUGUUGAGCUAAGAUGAUGGUUAAUUGGUUUAUCAUAAAUUCGUCAAUUCAUUUCCAGUUUAAAUUUUGUGAUUUUGAAGGAGUGAACGAAUGGUUAAUAGUUUUUGGAAUCUAUUUUCUAUUUUAGAAACCUGAAGGUUCAGCUCAGAAGAGCUGAAGAAGAAGUCUGUGGCGGUGGCGGUGGCCUUGAGGUUCCAGAGUUCGAGUACUUUCCUGUCUAAAAUUGAAUAAAUAAUGUAAUCUCAUGAGUGUUGAACUUGAUGACUCACAGAGGAGUCCUUAAUCCUUUAGGAAGGAAUUGUGUUGUUUCUUACUCUUUGUUCAUAUUUGCAAUCACAUGUCUUUUUCUGUUAACCUGGUUACUGCUUAUGAAUAUAUGAACAUCACUGCUUUGCCUUUCUUCCACGUUUUAUGGUUUUCCGGAAGUGUAACUUUAUCUUCUUUUUGGCUCUGAUUUGUUUUAAUUUUCGUUCCAAAAGGUAAGAAGGUUGAUCUAUAAGUCUCUAUCAAUUAUAAUGGUUGAGAUUUCUUGUGUCCAGAUUGUUUCUGUUCAUGGAAAAGUUGUCUGUUCUGAUAAAUCCACAGUUAUGAGCUUAUGAUUCCUGAACAAUGUCUCUGAGUUUGGAGCUUGCAGUUUUAUUUUCUGUAGCCAUUUUCUACUGUCUGUUUCCUUCUGAGCUCCGGGGACUGAUUAUGAUAAUGAUUGUCUCCCGUCUCACAAUAGAAAAGGCAACCUGGUUGUGGGGUAUUAUUUUGAAGGGAACUGACAAAUAAGCUGUUCUAUUCCACGAGUAGAAGUACAGAACUUAUCUCCUCCAUUCUGGGGCUUACAUAGUUCUUCGUUUAACCUCCAUCUUUCGAAUGGUGGUAGCUUUAGGUUGAGAUAACCUACCGAACUUUUGAAUGUCUAGCCAUUAGACGGCACUAUCCGCCUGACCUUCUGAAGAGACCAAGUUAGGUGCUUUUGCCUAUCUAGGACCGGAAUCAGGUGAUUUGCUAUUAGUUUCUUGUAACUGUAAAAACUGGGGAAAGAUUGUCAUGACUUGACGAUGAAGUUGAAGAUCUAAGUGCAUCAAGAUUUUGAGUUCUGUUAAUUUAUAGAUAGCCAAUUCUGGACCCUGAUCGUUAUUAUCGUUAAUGAACUUUGAUCUAAGAAUUUCUGCUGGAUGGAUAUACCUGGCCCCAGAAUUGUUAUGCUCGGUACAUUUCAUGACUGGCCAAUCCUAUUCAUCAUUCAGCCUUUAUAUUAGUUUGGAUUACUGAUAUUUAUGGACAGCAAAAAUCCAACUUUCUUACGUGGUUCCCUAAUGGUGAAGGAGUUU